AAGUCAAUGGCGGUUUAAGGGGUUGGCGGAAGCUAGCUUUGCAAUAUGGCGACCGAGGUAGACGGGCUGCUCAAACGGGUGCUGGUGCCGAUUCUUUUACCUGAGAAAUGCUACGACCAAAUUUUCAUCCAGUGGGACUUGCUUCACGUUCCCUGCCUCAAGAUUCUCCUCAGCAAAGGCCUGGGGCUGGGCAUUGUGGCUGGCUCACUUCUGGUAAAACUACCCCAAGUGUUUAAAAUGCUGGGAGCCAAGAGCGCGGAAGGGUUGAGUCUCCAGUCGGUAAUGCUAGAGCUAAUGGCGUUGACCGGGACCAUGGUCUACAGCAUCACCAACAACUUCCCCUUCAGCUCUUGGGGUGAAGCUCUGUUCCUGAUGCUCCAGACAGUCACCAUCGCCUUCCUGGUCCUGCACUACAGAGGACAGACUGUGAAAGGUGUUGCCUUCUUAGCGUGCUCCGCCCUGGUCCUGCUGGUGCUGCUUUCACCACUGACGCCCCAGGCUGUAGUCACCCUGCUCCAGGCCUCCAACAUGCCUGCUGUGGUGGUGGGAAGGCUGCUCCAGGCAGCCACCAACUACCGCAAUGGACACACGGGCCAGCUCUCAGCCAUCACAGUCUUUCUGCUCUUUGGGGGCUCCCUGGCCCGAAUCUUCACCUCCAUUCAGGAAACUGGAGACCCCCUCAUGGCUGGAACCUUUGUAGUCUCUUCCCUCUGCAAUGGCCUCAUCGCUGCCCAGCUCCUCUUCUACUGGAAUGCAAAGGCUCCCCACAAGAAGAAAAAGGAGCAGUAGAGUUGAGCUGGCUCCUGGAGUACAUUCCAUGUUUCUAUUCAUCCACCCAACCUUGGGAUCCUUCCCAUCUGAACCAGUCGGCUGGUGUGACUUUUAAUCAUUCCCUGUUCUUCUGCAAUUGCAGCUUUAGUGGAAAUGCUUGGUUGACCCAGAUCCUUAGAAACGAUAGGGGUAGAGAUUUACAGGCUGACAUUUGAUCAUUUAGCUGAGAUUCUUUCUUUAGCAGAAGUUUCCAGCUACUUACCUAUUCUGGGCAAAACUCUUACCCUGUCCCCCCCAUUUCCCCACUUCCCUUCUGACCCUAGAGGACAGAGGCUGGACAGUGGAAGGGAAUAGGUGCUUGUGGCUUCCUGCCUCCUGCACCCUGGCUCAGACUGUCUCCUGGACCCCAGUGCUUGGUGGGGGGCGGGGGAAGGGGGACAGAAGAAUGACUCAGGCAGGGCCCCAGGGUGGGGUGUGGAGGUUCCUGCUCUGGCAGGUCCAGGCGGAAGGGAGUGGAGACUGCUGGUUCCUGCUGCAGUAAAGGGGAACAGAGAUGGAACAAUAAAGACUCAGAGACGUGGUGUAAUCGUACAAAACUGUGUUCAG
Molecule: messenger RNA, 1377 nt
Organism: Balaenoptera musculus (blue whale)
Lineage: Eukaryota; Metazoa; Chordata; Mammalia; Artiodactyla; Balaenopteridae
Gene: MPDU1
Product: mannose-P-dolichol utilization defect 1
Exons: 7
Coding region: 46-789 (247 amino acids)
Biological process (GO): oligosaccharide biosynthetic process
Source: RefSeq, a predicted model, not a curated record